GCGAGAAGGCAGGAUCUCAAAAUGUUAACAAAGCAGCUUGCCGGCCCAAGAUGAACGCAACAAUGCCCUUGUACAGAUUCGUCAAGAGACUUUUCGAUGGCCCCUUUCCUGAAAGAAGAAACCCCCGAGGGUCAACAGCCGAACCACUCACCAGCGCCAGCAGCAGAGGCGCCGGUGUACAACAUCCCCCAGCACCUGACAUGGAACGACCCUCAGAACCGGAAACUGCGAGUCUUGACUAUUGGCGCCGGUAUAUCUGGUAUUUUGAUGGCAUAUCGUAUCCGGAAAGACUGCCAGAACGUGGAACAUGUCAUCUAUGAGAAGAACCGAGACAUUGGAGGAACAUGGCUCACCAACAAGUACCCACGUGCCGGCUGUGAUGUUCCAAGUCAUGCGUAUACGUACCAAUUUGCAUUGGUGAGAGGGUCCUUGCUUCCAAGCCCGUCUUGCUUGAAACUGACAACGUGGGUGCCUGCGUAUAGUACCCGGACUGGCCGCGAUAUUUUGCCUUUUCCGAUGAUUUGUGGAAAUAUCUCGACACGGUCUGCAAGACUUUUGAUCUCCGUAAAUACAUGUCUUUUCACACCGAGGUCGUAGGCUGCUACUGGCGUGAGGAGGAGGGAAUCUGGACCGUCAAGCUACGGCAGCAAAUACCGGGGCAAGAACCUCGUGAGUUUGAGGAUCAUUGCCAUGUGUUGUUGCAUGCGACAGGUGUCUUGAGCACUCCAAAGUGGCCCGAUGUCCCCGGUCUGACAGACAGGUUCAAAGGACGAGUAGUCCACACCGCACAGUGGCCCGAGGAUUACCAGCAGGACAAAUGGGCAAAUGAACGCGUUGCUGUCAUCGGCUCCGGCGCAUCAUCGGUUCAAACAGUUCCUGGGAUGCAGCCUUACACAAAGCACCUCGACGUUUUUGUCCGGACGGGUAUCUGGUUUGGAGUCCUGGCCGGCAACUCGGGCACGCCAUCCAAGAUCUACACGCAACAGGAGCGUGACGAGUUCAGACGGAACCCCGGCCAUCUUGUUGCCCAUGCCAAGGCUAUCGAGAGCGAAGUGAAUGGCACCUGGGGCGCUUUCUACAGUGGUUCCAUGGCGCAGAAGGGGGCGUCUGGCUUUUUCCGCAAGCGUAUGGGGGAAAUUAUCAAGGAUCAACGUUUGCUGCAGGGUUUCACCCCCACGUUUGGCUUUGGGUGCCGAAGGAUCACGCCUGGUGAUCCUUACAUGGAAGCCAUCCAGAAAGAUAAUGUCGAUGUACACUUUACCGCUGUGGUCAGCUGUACAGCAGACGGUGUGGUGGGGGCCGAUGGCGUUGAGCGCAAGGUUGACACGGUUGUCUGUGCCACUGGCUACGACAAUACAUAUCGGCCUCUUUUCCCGGUCGUAGGCAAGAAUGGCGUUGACCUGAAGGACAAGUGGGCAACUGCUCCCGAAUCCUAUCUUGGGCUGGCGGUACCCGACAUGCCCAACUUCAUGACCUUCAUCGGACCAACUUGGCCUAUCCAAAACGGGAGCGUCAUGGCGCCAUUGCAUUCCGUUUCAGACUACGCGAUCAGGCUGAUCAAGAAGACGCAGAAUGAGAACCUUCGCAGCUGGGUACCGAGGCAAGAUAUCACUGACAGCUUUAACGAGCAUGUUCAGGAGUGGGUGAAACACACCGUGUGGGCGGAUGAAUGUCGCAGCUGGUACAAGAACAACGAAACUGGCCGUGUCAACGCCAUCUGGCCCGGAUCUUCGCUCCAUUACCAGCAAGUCCUUGAGCAACCUCGCUAUGAGGACUUUGAGUUCCAGUACAUGGACAAGAACCCCUGGGCACACCUGGGUAUGGGCUGGACGAUGCAGGACAGACAGGGACCGAAGAACGGUGCAGACGUCGCUCCGCAUUUGAGCCUCGAGAAUAUCGAUCCGGAAUGGUUGGAGGCCAAUGGAAUCGGCAACAGCUCAAAGGCGGUUCAGCCGGAGGAGAAAAGUCAGGGGAGCGCCAUGAGUUGGAGUUUGUUGAGCAGCUUUCGAGGUAUCCAUAGUGUGUAA
Messenger RNA from Podospora pseudopauciseta, 2027 nucleotides. RefSeq lists its product as uncharacterized. The transcript has 4 exons. NCBI's taxonomy places the organism in Eukaryota, Fungi, Ascomycota, Sordariomycetes, Sordariales, Podosporaceae. The record is from RefSeq and is a predicted model, not a curated record. The coding region runs from base 573 to 2027 and encodes 484 amino acids.